ACUGACCGACCGACUGACUCACCUGUUUCGCGUGCCAAAAGUUUAUUUGAUUUCAUGCAAAAGGCAGUUGGCGUAAACAAAACGUGUCCAAAGCACUGGAAGAGUCAUCUAUCGCUCUGCCUGGAAGUUGCGUCAGACUCACGCAGCUUCCAAGACGGUUUCGUGGGAAACUGGCGAAUCUGCUCUGCGACAUUCACCGUUCUGAGUUGGCCCCAAGUGCACGUGGGCCAGCUUUCAGUUUCGGUGCCAUUUCACCCCGAACAGCAAGACCAUCAGACUAUAGAAUUUACCAUAAAUAAAUCCAAAGGCAGUGGCUCUGUAAUCAGCCAGCCAAUUUUCCCAUUCUCCUCAGUGCGCGAAUUUUGCGAGCCCUGUGAUUCGGCUUUUGUGCAACUUUUCACCGUAUAAUUGAAAUUAAUGAUCAUUGUGCGGGGUGGCUGUGGGUGUGUAAUUCCGGUUUCGCUGUUCCAAAAUAACUCUAAUGCCCCGCAUUUAAUCUUGAAGAAAUCGCGGCACUUUGCUAUAUUAAAGUGUCACACCGGGGACAAAUAUCACUCAAAGUUUGGCGUAAUUCAUCUCACAAAUUGAUAUGUGGACAGCCAGGUGUGAAAUAUAGUCCAGGGAAAGUAGAAUCACCUCUGGGAGUCCAAGUGAGAGCAGCUCCCCAGGGCACUGAUUUCCUUAUUUAUACGUGUUAGCAAGUGAAACAACUGAGGGGGGAUUUAAAAAAAUACAAUAAACUCCCUACGCUCUUGCUUUCUUGAUAUAAAUGUAAUUGUUUGUAAUUUUUAGUUUCUCCUCUUCGAUUUCCCAUACCCAUAGAGUAUUCCUUAGGGACUGAAUAAAAUAUAACUAUAUUUGAAAUGUAAUUUGCACCAAGACUCGCAAUCAUCGAACUCCCUUUUCCAGAAUGCAAAAUUGAUUGCAGCGCAUCAGCGGCAAUUUAGCAAACAGAAUACAGCAUGCGAAGGAAAAAGAAAAGUGUAAUGAUAGCGCCAAGGAACCCAAUUCGACUUUAGUGCCAAUUGUGCCGUGCGAAAUGCUGUUAGUGCCGCGUUGUUGUCCGUGUCCAUGUUGUGAUUACAUAAUGAGACGCUGCUGAAAGUCAAAGUCCAAAGUCCAAGGAGAAGUCCCAAGUGUAUGUAAGCCAGGCGGCGGCAGCCAUAUCUCAACUCGCCGCAACUAACUCAGCCGAAGUAGAAGGCGAAGCAAAAGGACCAGCCUAUCAACCGACUGCAGGAUUCCGAGUAGCGUGAGGAGCAGAAGGAUGCCUUUCGGCCGCAAGUCCCCGCUGGAGGCUCUGGCCCUUCCCGGCGUCAUGCUCGCCUACAAGUACAGCCAGUUCCGCCAGCGUCGCCGGGAGGCCGCCAGCCGACGGGUCACCGAGCGCGAACUCUCGGCGCUGCACCAUAAAAUCGACAAACUACUGAGCAAACUGGAGGAGGAGAGCGAACCGGAUCCUCCAACCUCUCAAGAGGACGAGUGUGUGAUCUGCAUCAAUGCCCGUGCCACCAUGCAGACAUCUCCAUGUGGCCACCGCGUCGUCUGCCGCCGCUGCUUUGUGAAGACCAUCCAGAGUGCGGUGGCCCAGCGCCUGUUGCCGCUGCGCUGCGUCAUUUGCCGAGCUCGGGUUAAUCGUCUGACCUCGUCCUCCGGCACUUGGCGCAUCCAGGAGUCGGCCAGCAGCUACUCGAUGGGCGCCAAGAGUUGGGCCUCCGCCGGAGUGGCCGCCGGCGGGGUGGUGCCCUCGGCCAGCUCCUACUCGAUGAACGAUGCGCACAGCGGGCACCACUCGUUCCACCAGCCCACGCUGCACAAGUCGGCGGUGGGACGACAUCAUCCGCAUCAUUACACCGCCCGGGGAUCGGCCCAUGCCCGUGUCUCCCAGUCGGACAGCCUGUACUCGAUGAGCUCGACGGGAUCGGCGGCUUCAUCGGCCUCCGGCUAUUCGCACUACUCCAAGACGUCUUCCAUAUCGAGCAACGGUCCCUGCUCACCGGCCUCGCCGGCCGUGGCUUCCAGCUCCAAUCACCUGGCGCCGCCAUCGCCCACCACCCACCAUCACACACACAGCCUGGCCUCGCCCACUCCAUCCGGAUCCUCGGGCAGUUCCCUCUCACCGCGCGAAAAUGGAACAUCACAUUCGCAUCAUGGUGGCUGUCCAAUUGGUUGCUCCGGUGCCGUGCCAAGGAAACCGCUGCACACGCUCACCAACAGCUCCUCCACGCCCAUCUCCGGCUCAUCGUCGAGCGGAAGUGGCGGAGGAGGUGUGGGCGGAAACGGAAGUGUAGCCAGUGGAAUGAUGACGCCUACGCACACGUAUCCUGGUCGAAGGCAUGUGAAGAACCGACUGAUGGACAUCCAGAACCGCCUGCCGCCGAUCAAGGAGUUCCGCAGUCCGGCCAAAGUGCCGCAUCCCUCGCCCGUGCACGUCAGCAAUCCAAGAUUUCGUUACUCCACUUAUACAAAGUCCAGUGCCCAUGAACUGGCCCCAUUGCUGCGUGAAUCCGGAUCGUCGCCACCGCCACGUCGCCCCAGUCCGAUGAACAUCCAGCUGAGCUGCUCCGCACUGGCCCCGCCCCCUUUGAAGGCGGGCGGGGCAAAGAUCUGCCCACUAACCUCGAAGAACUCGCUGCCGAAAAACGCUUACGUGAUGCCCAAGGACAAGAAGCCGCCAGCUUCUGUUCCGCAGGGUAAAACCACUGGUACUGCCUCCAAGUCGACUCCACAAGGAGCAGGCUGCUCGAGGUCCACAGCCGGAUGCUCUGCCAGCAAUUCAGGAUCAACUGGAGCUGGAUCGGCUAGUAAUCCCAAGCCAUCGUCAAGCUCUUCCAGUCGCAGUUUUCCGCUUUUCUCCGCCGCCAGCAAUCAGAGAGAGAAGGCUGACAAUAAGAAGAACGAGUCCGUUGAGCGCAAGAAGAAGGAGGAAAAGCUCAAGCUGAAGGCAGAGAAGGAAGCCAGGAAGGAGGAAAAGCGACUGGCCAAGGAGGAGGAGCGUCUGGCCAAGCUGCACGCCAAGGAGGAGAAGAAGCGGGGCAAGAAGGAGGCCAAGGAACUGCUGUUGGCCAACGAUGCCAAUAGCAAGAAGUAAGGCCAGGGCACCCAAUAAGCCAGCAAAACGCAUAUUUCCAGUUGCAAUUCUAGCCAUGUAAGACCAUCACCAAGUACCCGUGUAACCGUACUAUAUCAAACCAGAUCAGAACCAGGAGCGGAUGGAAUCAGACCUCCAUCUCACACUCACCUCAACACCCCCACACAUGAAACGAGCUUGAUUGUAAUUUUAUGAUCGUAUUUUGUCAGUUAGGCCUCAAUCAUUUCCAUAAUUUUGUACUCGAAAUAGAACAAAGUAAAGCCAAAUAUUUAAAAACACUACUAUAGUUUCUUAAAAACAAAAAAUUCACUGUAGAACUCUAAAAUUUAAUUCACCUUCAUUGUAUUUACGUCUGCAUAUUUACUUGAUUGUGGGCGUUUUUGGCAUUUAAUGCUUUUAGUUCAAAAGAAACAAACUAUGCCAAACAUUUGUAUGAAUGAUAAACCUUUGGCAAGCACUGAUUUUUCCACUAAUAUUUUGCAUUCAUUUCGUUCCUAGUUUUAAGCAGAAACUUCCACUUAGUUUUCAUUGCGUUCACUGCCCACUUUCAUAACUCUUCACCGUCUAGAGAUAUGAUAAGAAUAGGAUGAUAUUGCUGCCUUUCGUUCGAAAUUGCCUCUCAGUUUCAGCUCAUAUGAAUCAUUACCAAUUAAAAGGUUGUUGAUACACUUUCAAUUAGAACAGAUUCUGAUGAAAAUAUCCGUAAUAGUCCUUUUUACUUUCAAGUUUCCGAAUACUAGACUACUAAACCGAAUACCCCUUAAUAGAGAGAACCUCAGCUCGAGAUAUAGAACCAUGACCACUGAAAGGCAACCGAUGUUGGAGCCAAGCUUUAGCAAACGUAAGCCAGAAUCUGAAUAUAUUAUAAAACUAUGUACUACCAGUAUGUUAACAUGUUGACUAACAAAUUACAAAAGGCGAGAGCAUAUUAAAGUAGUUUUCAUAUACCCCUCUAUAUAUAUUAUAUAUAUAUCUGUAUCUGUAACUAAAUCUAUAGAAUCCAUACCUAUAUUGGAAACUGUUCAAAGGCAAACAUAAGCAAUGUUUCGAUGUAUGUACGUGUAUAUGUGUUACCAAGAUUGUUUUAAAAACAGACAAAGAUAUCCCCCAAAAAGUGGGGAACGCAAAAACCCAAUAAAGAAUCAAUUAUGUUGAAA
Molecule: messenger RNA, 4248 nt
Organism: Drosophila yakuba
Lineage: Eukaryota; Metazoa; Arthropoda; Insecta; Diptera; Drosophilidae
Product: mucin-5AC
Exons: 5
Coding region: 1268-3091 (607 amino acids)
Source: RefSeq, a predicted model, not a curated record